AUGCUGCGUAAUCUUAUUUUACUCACUUUUCUCGUCUCCCAGGGACUUUGUCAGACGCCCGUCAUUGGCGGAACCUGUAAACUGGGGACGGCCGAUGUGCAAAUCGGUGGAAAGCAGACGCAGUUCUUCCUGAAGUGCGAAACCACAGCCGACAGUGCCGAUGGUGAAGGUGUCUGGGUUGUGAAGUCCCGUGCCGCCGCCGCUGCUGCUCCAGCUCCAGCCACCCUUCCAACCGAAAACACGCAGCCACAACAGCAUCCGAAAGCCCGUAAACCAGCUUCUCCGAAUAUUUGUGAGCAAGACAACGGAGCCCGCGAGAACGAGGCAUGCGCCGUGUCGGCCACUUGCCUUCAGGCUCACAACGACUUCCCAUCAUCGUAUCUUCAAUGCGACCAAACAACUCUCCGAUGGGUCCGCAAGUCGUGCCAAGAAAACUUCUUGUUCAACUUUGAGCAACAAACCUGUAUCGUUCCAAAGAGAAUGAGCUCCCUUUCUCGUAAGUUUCCAGAUAACCUUAUCACUCUCCCUUUCUCCAUUUUCACAGCUCCUCCUUCUUCCUAUUCUAAUUCUUCUAACCCUUGCUCCAAAUGCCCUUUGGGAUCCGCUUGUCGAGAUGGCAAAUGUAUCCCACUAACAACAUCUAAUUUGUGUUCUGAUGGAUCUCCACCAAAUAACACGUGUCCAAAGGACCCGUCACAGUGUCCCAAAGGAUACAUUUGUACCGCCCAAAAAGUAUGUUGCCCAUCGACUGCUCUUCAAUCUUCAAUCGGAUGUUCCAUGGUCUGCACUAUCGAUGAAUCCUGCCCAAAAGGAAUGACAUGCCAAAACAACUGUUGUGAAGAAAGGAAAAUUCUUCGACACCCAAAAGUUUAUCGAUAUGCGACUGUAGAAGCAACGAAUACAAUUUUCGAAGUGGACAAUGACAUCUUCGAUAGCGCUGCAAUCGAAUCAUUCCCAACCCGAAGACCCCAGAAGCUGGAAGAAGUUAUGGCACCAGGCAUCACACCGACACCAACACGGACCACGGAGCCUCCGAAACUUCGAUGUUUGAGCACGGACGAAUCGAAUUCAUCAGACGGAGCAACAACAUCCUGUGGAGGUACCAAUGCAAAUUGCACCAUCGAUGAGGACUGUCCGAUUUCGUUCAAAUGUUCACAGGGAUGUUGUAAAUUAGCAAAAUGUCCGAGAAGUCUCGUCGAUGUUCGGUUCACAUGCACUAGUCAGUAUCACUGUAGAUCAAAUGAGCAUUGCAUUUUUGGGGGAUGCUGUCCAAAAAAUAUAGAAUUGGCUGUUAUAAAAUCUGGACCAGAAACUAUGGAAAACAAGGAAAAGCCUGGAAAAAAUGAGAACAAAACUCCACUGGAACCACCCAAAAAGAUAAUGAUCGGAGAUUGCGAAAUAGACCCCAGAGUCCGAAAUUGUGGAAUUGAGAACGUCUGUCCAGAUAUGUCCGAAUGCGUAGAUGGAGUCUGCUGCAAACAGCCUCCAUUGGCCAGAUGCGGAAAUGGAUUAAUGGCUUUGACGAUUCCAGUAACAUGUGAUUUAUCAGAUGACUGUCCGAUAUCAUCAAGGUGUGAAUAUGGAAAGUGUUGUCCAUUGACGUCUUCGGAGGAAGCUUCGGAAGCUUCCGAAGACAUUAUCAAAGAAGAAGUGACAUCAACAGCGACAAAAGUGUGGAAGAAAGUGAAGAAAGUGGAAAAGGGGGUUUCCAUUAAUAAGAAUAACUGCCUAUCCUCUCAAAUAUGCGAUCUUCACACCCUAUGUCCUCCAGAAUUCACUUGCUCUUUGUCUGGAAAAUGUUGCAAACUAAAUGUUCGUUGUCCAGAUGGUACCGUACCGGAAACAUCAUGUGAAUCCGCAAACAAUCAUGAUACAUGCCCAUCAUCCUCUCAUAAAUGCACACUUCUGAAUCACGAACAUUUCGCUUGCUGUUAUAGCCCUGGAUUGGUAGUCGAAGGAAGUGUGUCCGCAUUGGUUUCCUCUGACUCGGACUGUCCAAUGGGAUCCAUAGAAGUUGAUCCUCGAUUUGGAAACUCUUGUCGAUACAGCUUACAGUGUCCUUCUCCAUAUUUCUGUAAUCAAAAGGGCAGAUGUUGUCAGCUAGUCAACAAGCCAACGGACUCGUGUGCACCUUCUCCAGCUGCUCCAACUCCAACCCAUGCUCCGUGGGAACCUGUAACAAUGGAUACUGCUGCUCGUCCGGAUCCAACUCUGCCCCAAUCAUUGGUGAAUUCUGACAGCACCACUAACCAGACUGCUUCCACUUCAAAUUCCACAAAAAAACACAUCUCAUCUUCUAACAUGAAAAAGCACAGAAAACCUAAAAAGAAAGAACAAUCACCUUCUGAUCCCCUCCUCCCACAGAAUGAUUUUCCAAUCGGACCGCCCGGAUACGGGUUCCCAGAGCACCUCUCCAAAUUGGACGAAGUGCUCAUUAGAGCUCAAGGCGACGGUGUAUCAUGUGCUGGUGGAUUCCAAUCCUCUUUGAUAUGCUCUGCCGGUUCGGAAUGUCCAGCCGGAUUGCACUGUGACACUGCUAUUAACCUCUGCUGCCCGCUUUUACUCCCACUCACUGAUCCUAAGAAUCCAAAGAAAAGAAAAACAAAAAGAAGGAAGCAGAAAUUGGAAGAAUUUGAAGUUGCUGAGUCGCCAGUUACCAAGGAACCACCAGCCAGAUUCUCAUCUUAUACUUGUGGAUGCAGUAAUACCUUUUUUACAAUUGCACCAGCACCAUCUAACAAAUCUCAACCUCCUUUAAAUUCUAACAUUUCGAUUUCAGUGAGCGGAGGAUCCAGCAACUGCGUCGGAUGCCAAAACGCCCCACAAAUCAUCACCAUCCCACAAAGCUCGUGCCCAGGAGGUGGAUACUCAGUCGGAGGAUGCAGUUCCGGAUAUUGUGCCACUGGAUACAGUUGCAUCCAAAACCAAUGUUGCCCAUCCUACAACUCUGCUCCAAGAAUCUCAGUUUGUUUACGAUUUUACAAGUUCAAAAUUUCAGACACCUGCCCAUCUGGAGGAAACGCCGUCGGAGCCUGUAUGUCCGGAAGAUGCGCCAGUGGAUACACCUGCAGUAACAACGUCUGCUGCCCACAAACCACCACCACCAACCCAUUCGUCUGCCCUGACGGAACCCAAGCUGCUGGAGGAUGUGUCAACGGACAAUGCGGAACUGGAUACACUUGCUCUAACGGACUCUGCUGUGCUGGAACCUCCACCACUGUCAAGUGUCUCGAUGGAUCUGACGCCGUCGGAGCUUGCAUCCCAUCUUGCACCGGAGACGGAUGCGGAGGAGUUCAAGUCUCAUACUACUGUGGAUCUGGAUACACUUGCACCACCGGAAACAUCUGCUGUCCAAUCAACAGCUGUCCAAAUGGAGGAGAAGUUCUUGGCCCAACCAUCAACGGACUUUGCCCAACUGGAUACACCGUCCAAGGAAACCUUUGCUGCUCUGCCACCUGCUCUGAUGGAUCCACUGGACUCGCCGCUGUCAAUGGAGUCUGUAUCGCUGGAUACACUCUUACCAAUGGAGUCUGCUGCCCAUCCUCUGUUACCUGUACUGAUGAGAUCUCUAUCGGACCAUGUACCGGAACUGGAUUCAACGGAGGAUGUCCAGCUGGAUACGCUUGCGAUUCCAACAAUGUUAACUGCUGCCCAGUCGUCACUUAUGAUGUUGAGAGUUGCCAAGUCGGACCAGCUAUUGACGGACUUUGCCCACCAGGAUAUGUUGUUGUCUACAUUCCAAACAGUCCACUCAUCACCAACGGAGUCAACCCAGGAACCUGUAUCGAUCUUCAGUGCACCACUGGACUCUGCGCCGCCGCUAACCAAAUCGGAGAAUGCGACACCACAACAGACGCCGGAACCUGCCCAACUGGAUACACUUGCUUCACAAAUGCUGGAAUCUGCUGCCAAACUACAACUUUCAGCCGUCUUCGUAUCGGUAAUGCUCGACAAAUGGCUCAGAAGCCAAACUACGGACGUCCACUUCACAGCUACAUGCCUCCUCGCUUGGGCGGACCAUCCCAAUCUUCCUCAUGCUGUGAUGGAUCUCUCUCAUCCGGUCCAUGCAUGAAUGGUCUUUGCGGAAUCGGACUCGAGUGUCAAAACGGACAAUGCUGUUCUCCAUCCGCCAACAACAAGCCAGUUGGAUUCUUACAAAGCAAAUGUCCAUCCGGUGACACCGCAGUCUCCGGAUGCUUCCCCAAUGGAUCAUGUGGAACCGGUUUCGAGUGCGUCUCAUCAUUGAAUCUCUGUUGUCCACCAGGUCAACCACAAACGUUCCCAUCAUUCCCGGGUAACAAUGUCAACAACAACAACAACAACAACAACAACGGUUUCAACACCUUCAACAACAACAACAAUCGAUUCGGAUCUUCGUCGAUGUCGCCGCGACCCAUCGGCGCCCGUUGUCAACUUGACGGCGAGUGCGUCGGACACAACGACGGGCUGUCGAUGUGCCACGCAGGAGUGUGCCAGUGUUCUCCGAUCGCCUACACGCAAGGAAUCGCAUGCGUUAGACGAAACUUUCCAAAUGAACGACGACCCAGUGAUCGACGCCGCCGACAAGUCCAACAGCGUCCAGAGCGUCAGCGUGUGAAGCCGUCGAAAGCCGACGAGCUGAAACGUGCCAUGAAACGUCUCUGCGCUCUCUACUACUAUACUAGCUCCUAA
Molecule: messenger RNA, 4671 nt
Organism: Caenorhabditis briggsae
Lineage: Eukaryota; Metazoa; Nematoda; Chromadorea; Rhabditida; Rhabditidae
Exons: 19
Coding region: 1-4671 (1556 amino acids)
Cellular component (GO): extracellular region
Molecular function (GO): chitin binding
Source: RefSeq, a predicted model, not a curated record